Parathielavia appendiculata is the source of this 1710-nucleotide messenger RNA. Its product is annotated as MFS general substrate transporter. Lineage: Eukaryota; Fungi; Ascomycota; Sordariomycetes; Sordariales; Chaetomiaceae. Gene Ontology annotation, molecular function: basic amino acid transmembrane transporter activity. Gene Ontology annotation, cellular component: fungal-type vacuole membrane. The record is from RefSeq and is a predicted model, not a curated record. The transcript is spliced from 6 exons. Gene Ontology annotation, biological process: transmembrane transport; basic amino acid transport. The coding region runs from base 1 to 1710 and encodes 569 amino acids.
AUGGAAGACAACUCGCGGUCCCGGGACGUCGCCGUCUCUGUCCAGCAGAUCGACGAGACAACAUCUCUCCUAGGGUCACAGGGGCAAAAAACUGCCUAUGUGACCUUCCCGAAGCCAGUCGACGAGGCGACAUGGCACCCCUCACCUGGCUUCUGGUGGAUUGAAACAGCCCUCUGGGCGAACGUGUUUCUCUCCGGAUUCGAUGGCACCAUCACGGCGUCGACGUACGCGGCCAUAAGCUCCAACUUCAACGCUGCAAACAAUGCGGCAUGGCUGACGACGUCGUACUUAAUCACGAGCACAGCCUUUCAGCCUUUGUAUGGCCGCUUCUCAGACAUGUUCGGCCGCAGGAUAUGCUUCUUUAUUUCGACCGUGACCUUCAUGGUCGGCUGCUUCGGCUGCUCCGUGGCAGACAGCAUGCUGAUGCUCGAUGUGAUGCGGGCCGUGACGGGGUUCGGAGGAGGCGGCCUGAUCACCAUGGCUACCGUGAUUAACUCGGACAUGAUUCCAUUCAAGCGAAGAGGCAUGUACCAGGCCAUGCAGAAUAUUCUUGUCGGGCUUGGUGCUGUUUUGGGAGCGUCCCUCGGAGGUGUGAUUGCCGAGACCAUCGGAUGGCGCUGGUGUUUCUUGCUGCAGGUUCCUGUCUCAGUCCUGGCCCUUGUUGUGGGAUAUUUUGUCUUGGAAAACCCCCCAUGCAUUGACUCCGUAGUGGACGCGAAGCACCCCUUCCUGUCUGCUAUGCGGCGUCUGGAUUUUUCGGGAGCUCUCGUCCUGGUGUUCGGGCUGGUGGCGCAGCUCUUGGGCUUGAGUCUGGGUGGCAACGACUUCUCCUGGGAUAGCCCUGUUGUUACCAUCUCGCUGGUAGGCAGCGUUGUUUUGCUCCUCAUCUUCGUGAUGAUCGAGGCCACGACCGAGGCGAUCCCCAUGAUUCCGCUCCGGAUGUUGCGCGGCUGGCAGCCCACUGCCGUCCAGCUGACCAACGUGUUCUCGGGUAUGGCAGCGUACGCUUACAUGUUCAUGAUUCCACUGUACUUUCAAGCAGUAAGGGGUGAUUCUCCGUCUCAAGCGGGACUGCGCCUCAUGGUCCCGGCGCUCGCUACUCCGCUCGGUGGUGUUGUUGCGGGGUCGUUGAUGCAUCGUGGCUAUCCGUUGUGUCUGAAUGUCCGUCUGGGGACCGGGACAAUGCUGCUCGGUAACCUUCUUGCUCUUACAAUGGGAACAACGGGGAAUCGGUGGCGUGAAUUCGUCUAUCUUUUGCCGGCAAACUUCGGACUCGGCCUAACGAACCCGAGCGUGCUUUUUAGCUUUGUGUCUCUAUUCGAGCAUUCAGAUCAAGCAGUUGCUACCUCGACACUGUAUUUGAUCCGGUCCCUGGGCACCAUUUACGGUGUUACCGUGACCUCCGCUAUUGUCCAGAAUGUCUUGCUGACGCGGCUCUCUGGGACGCUUGGGGAUGCCGCGACUGAAGAGCUCAUCGAGAAACUGCGAAAGUCUCUGUUCUCGCUCAGCGAGCUGUCUCCGGCGCUGGAGACUGCGGUCCGAGCCCUGUAUUGCGAUGCGUUGAGGAUUGCCUUUGCGGCGUCCAGUGCUUUUGCCUUGAUGGCGUUUUUGUUUUCUUUCGCACACAGAACCGGAUCGCUCCAGAGGGAGUGCCGUCGGAGCUUGACGUCGGACGAAGUAGUUGAUAGCAAAGACGGGGCCCGAUCUUGA